GCUGUAUCUGCUCAACACCAAGCUCUAUCGACCUACCUCUGAGCUUCUCUCGUCAUCCAUCUGCCAAACCACAACAUCAACAACCACAGCACCAACGCCCAACAGCGAACAACGUCACCGUUCUCGAUUUUUCCGGGCAACUGCCGAUACCGCACUGUGCGCUGAAAACAAUCACAUACUCCGAACGACAGCGACCGCCUCCAUCAUGGGUUCCGACCCCCAGUACGCGAAGUGGCCAUUGCUGCCUCUGUCGCAGCACGUUUUCACCCUCACAAACGGCUAUGCCACCAAAAAUGCGCAACAAGCUGCUGUAAAGGCCCUUCAAGAUGCCAUCGCACAGGACAAGAUGGCUCCUUUCUACCGAUAUCUCGCCCAUCCACUCGAUGGCGUCCUUAACACUCUUGGCGAGGGCGGCUCUUCCGCUCCUGGACGACCGCUCAGCAGAAAGUCCAGUCUUGUUGGAAUGAUUGCUACUAAGCCUGCCACUACCAUCGUCAGUCUUCCCUGGGACGAGGGCCUUUACAACCAGUUGAAGGAAGACAAUGACCGGGAGCUGGAAGAGUUCCAGAAAGAGGAGGAUGACGCUGUUGAGCAAGCUGGUGAUACCGAGGUCAUGGCUGCUCAGGGGAAGCGAGCUGAGUUCUGGGCUCGUGUAGGAGAUAAGGACAAGGCCAUUGCCGCCUAUGAGAGCCUCUCCGAAAAGACGGGAAUCCUCGGUACCAAGAUCGACGUCGUCCUCGCCAUAAUACGCAUGGGCCUCUUCUAUGGCGACAAGCCUCUUGUCAAGAAGCACGUCGAGCGCGCCAAGACACUCGUCGAAUCAGGCGGUGACUGGGACCGCCGCAACCGUCUCAAGGCCUACGAGGGUCUGCACCUACUCACACUUCGCUCCUACAACCUCGCCGCGCCUCUACUGCUCGACUCUCUCUCCACAUUCACCAGUUACGAACUAUGCACCUAUUCCAACCUCGUCGUGUACUCCGUCCUUGCUGGUUCAGUCUCUCUCAAGCGAGUCGAUUUCAAGUCAAAGGUUGUAGACGCACCUGAAAUCAAGGCUAUUCUGGGUGAUGGUGAGGACAAGCUUCUUGCUCUGAGUGGUGCCCUCAGCGCUGGCCCUGGUGCUGAUGACACUGCCGGUGCGAAGGCCCCAAAGACGGCCACCGCUGCUGUCAACCUGACCACGUUGGGUACCAGCACGGAGCAACCUGAAGCUGAAAUGGCCAUUGACUUUAGCCCUCUAGCGCUGCUCGUUAGUAGUUUGUACAACGGAAACUAUAAGACCUUCUUCAAGUCUCUGGCUGAGGUUGAGGAGCAGUUCCUAAACCAGGACCGCUAUCUUCAUGAGCACAAGAACUGGUUUAUUCGGGAGAUGCGACUUCGCGCCUAUCAGCAGCUUCUUCAGAGCUACAGAGUUGUUGGGCUGGAGAGCAUGGCCAAUGACUUCGGAGUCACAGUUGACUUCCUCGACCGUGACCUCGCCCGCUUCAUCGCAGCUGGGCGUAUCCCCUGCACCAUCGAUCGCGUGACAGGCAAGGGUGUGAUCGAGACAAACCGCCCCGAUGACAAGAACAAGCAGUAUCAGGAUGUUGUGCGACAGGGUGAUCAGCUCAUCACAAAACUACAAAAGUACGGCCAGGCUGUGCGACUGAGGGGUAGUGAGAGGGCAUAAAUGAGGCGAUUUAUAGAUGAGGAAGCUGGUGCUUGGCCUUUGUCAUGCCGUAACUAGUGGGGGAAUAAAGCGAAGAGACAGAGAAUAAGCCCAUGCCUUUACCUAUUUCCUUGACUGCACAGUGCAGUACAGUACAGAUAUGAUAUGAUGUGUUUAUGUUAUGGAUUAGACAAGCCAUUGCGGCAAUAGUCUUAGUAGAUUGGCUGGGUCCCGGUGAGGAGAGCCUGAAAAAUGGGCUGAUCUGAUAUCAUACCGCUUCCACACCGAGGUGACUGACAACUGCACUGCGGAGUUACGUUAGCC
This is a messenger RNA of Fusarium verticillioides 7600, 1972 nucleotides long. RefSeq names its product 26S proteasome regulatory subunit N7. NCBI's taxonomy places the organism in Eukaryota, Fungi, Ascomycota, Sordariomycetes, Hypocreales, Nectriaceae. Gene Ontology annotation, cellular component: proteasome regulatory particle. The transcript has 3 exons. Bases 206 to 1669 code for a protein of 487 amino acids. The record is from RefSeq and is a predicted model, not a curated record. Gene Ontology annotation, biological process: proteasome-mediated ubiquitin-dependent protein catabolic process.